AUGAUUCAGGAUAGGUGUCAAUACCAAACUCAGGUUAAAAGGUUGUAUUUAUAUUUCUGUAUGAAGAAGAAGAAGACGAAGAAGACGAUGGCCUCCAACCUAGCGAUGGCCUCCAGCCAAGAAGAAGAAGAGGGAACACUCAUGUUUUUCUAUGGGUCUCUACCCGUGGCCUUACAUGUUGCCCAGGUACCUUGGGCAGGUUUGACCCUUACCCCGGAGCAUGGCUUGAUCAACCUGCGCCAGAACACUCAGCGGCGCGUGUGCGACGCGCUGGCGGUGCGGAAGGUGAGGAAGGUGGCGGGCGGGCGCGUGGGUCUCGGCCGCGUGUGGGAAAACACGAUCCGAAGCAAGUUGCUGAUCUUCCUGAAGAUGAAGCUGACUCCGCUACUGCUGGAUCCGCGGCUGAACAGCGACGCCUGCGUGCAGAGCAGCCUCGCGCGCCUCACGCGCUGCAUCGCCUGGCGCUUCGCGUGGCUCUUGACGCAGGGCGCUCCACGACGCUUGCCGCACGUGACGCCGAGCUACGUAACGCGGCAAACGAAGCGCCUGGUGCGCUACGCCGCGCAGCGGGCAGAGGUGGUGCGAGACAGUGUCUCAGAUGCCCCCUCGGCGAAGCUCCACGCACGUUGGGUGGUGCUGGACGCCUUUCACCACGCCUGGCGCCCGCGCCGGCGCCGGACGCUCUUCCGCGGCGCCACGGACUUCCUGCGCCGCGCGCGCGGCGCGGAGCGGCGGCAGCGCGACCGUCCAGCGGUCGGGUGA
This is a messenger RNA of Durusdinium trenchii, 762 nucleotides long. Lineage: Eukaryota; Dinophyceae; Suessiales; Symbiodiniaceae. The record is from the annotation of a GenBank genome assembly.